Messenger RNA from Daucus carota subsp. sativus, 2933 nucleotides. Its product is annotated as zinc finger CCCH domain-containing protein 55. Lineage: Eukaryota; Viridiplantae; Streptophyta; Magnoliopsida; Apiales; Apiaceae. The transcript is spliced from 9 exons. The record is from RefSeq and is a predicted model, not a curated record. Bases 922 to 2187 code for a protein of 421 amino acids.
UGAAGUGUAUAGAACAUUUUUAAGACAAACUCUUCAUUGACUCUGAAAAACACUUUCGUUAUAGAUGAUAUUGUGUUUGUUGAAACUCAAAAUUACAUUCUGAUAUUCCAAGGCACAACUGAGAGAAACCCCAAGCUGUGAAAUGAACACAAGAAUCAACUCACAAAUGUUUUUUCAAAUCAAAUGCUAUGUACAGUUUGAUAUUCCAAGCCACAAACAAAACUUACUUGGAUUGUUAGCCCCGCAGGAGUUGUCAACUAUUUCAAUCCGGAUUCUCUCUGUUUUGGGAGAUGCGCUUCAGGGUGCCCGCACAUUCUAUAGGUGCACUUGUCCUCUAAUGUGUGCAUUUCACUGCAAUAUAAAUCAGUAGGCAUGUCAGAAUUUCAUUUCAGGUUGGUUCGGAGUUGGGUCGGAUCUUGUCUAAUUCGGCUCAAUGUCACAAUUCAGCCUUUUAGAAAUAUUCCCAAGCAAGUGCGUAAAAUAACCCUCUCCGUUCUUAUCACAUAUUAUAUUCAAUUAACUCUCAAGCUCUUAUCCUUGGCCGACUAGGUUUGUGGUAUUUAGUUUUCUGUUUGGAUCAAAGGCAGGUAGUUCAUUGACUAUAAUAUCUCUGGCUUCCUUUGGCUUCUGCUCCUCAUUUACCUUCAUUUGCACAUUGUUAGGGUUACUUCCCUAAAAACUUUGAUCGAGACUGAGGCAUCCUUUCUCCUGCCAGCAAAAACUAAGCUGCCCUGAAGGUUUGUGCUCUGGCUGAUUAAACUACCGUUCAUUAAUUUGGGAAUUUUGUAGGAUUCCAGAUCUUGGAACUGUCAAAUCCUAUGUUUUGAGCAACAAAGAUAUGUGCGAUAAAAUACAAUUCGAGAUGCGUGCUGGAAGUAUGACGGUACUGUAGUUACUUAUUUCAGCAAUAAAUUAUUUACUAUGUAUGGUCAGGAAAAUUUUGCCCCUCAGUUUAGACAGGGUCUUCAGAUGUAUAUUCCUUCUGCUCAACAGGAUCGUCCACCUUAUACAUCAACAAGUUUCCAGACUAGCACAAUAACUUCCCAAGCUUACAUGGUUCAUCUGGGGUAUUCGUCAGUCACAAAUCAGUUGAGUCAGCCUGACUCCAAUAUAUAUGCGCAUUUGUCCCCAUUUCCAGUUCCACCUAGUGCAAUUCUACCCCCAGUAUUGCAUUUGAAUGGAAGCACCAAAUUGAUGCAGUCUUUCCCAAGUGCUCAGCAGGAUCCUCAAUGGACUCAAAAUGUGUAUCAGAUUCCAUCUCAUAUUCCUCAAUCUUCACCACUUUCACCUGGACAAGGAUCUUCCAGAGGCCUAGUUUGGCUACCAUCUCAUGCUGGGGUGAGGGGUGUUCAACCUACUUCACAGCCGUACCUACCCCUAUCAUCUCCCAUGAUGUAUGCACAUGCUUUGGGACCAGUUGCAUAUACAUCGUCAGCCCUAGUCCCGUCUCUUCCAUCUCUACCUCCUCAAGUACCUGCACCCCUUCCACCUUCCUCUCUACUAGGCGCCCCCUAUGCUUGUGUUAUGAAUCAUUCUGCUAUUCUCCUUCCUUCCACUCACAUUAAUCAAUUUUCGUUCAAUCCAAGUUCAAGACCAGGCCUUCUUGAUAGUAUGAGAAACACAGGUGUAUCUCUGUUAAAUACUGAUUCAGACGUUGAUAUGGAAGAUGAUAUGACUCAUAUUAAUGAGGAACAGGCCAUUCACGCGAACCUAGAUGAACCAGAGAUGCAGGAUCACCCUGCAGAUGAUCGUUUCUCUGUACAAGUCGAUGAGCCUGAAGAUGACAGUCCUCCGCUGUUAAGCAACGAGUCAAAUUCGAUAAGCGGAGAAGAAUCUUAUCAUGAGCACAUUCACAGUGAUAGAAAUUCCACUGCUCCGGAUGUUAAGAUUAGUGCAAUCAAAGCAGAUAAAAGAAACAAGAAUGGAAGCUUUGAUUCAGGAAAACAUUUCAAGGCUGCAGUAGUUAAAUUUGUCAAAAAGGUCCUCAAACCUUUUUGGCGAAAUUGUGCCAUGACAAGAGUGGUUUUCAAGAUAAUAGUCCGGAAAACCGUUGAUAAGGUCUUGGGUUCUCUGAAACCACACCAUAUACCAAGCUCACAAUUACAGAUCAAGCGCUAUAUUAAAUUGUCGCGGAGUAAAUUGACCGCUCUUGUGAUGGGUUACGUUCACAAGUAUGUCAGAGCUUAAAUAUGGACACAGGUUAUAAUGUGGGAGUGUCAUGGGAAGUGAAACAAACAGCACAUGUUGCAAGAAACGGCAGAUAUUGUCCAAGGGAUUGCAAAGCAUUGCACCCUUUGUGUUGACAGGUAUGACUAUGUAUAGAGCAUGCGUGGGACGGACAAAAUAUACAACGCGUCAGCUCUUAUCGGUUCAGCGGAUUAGGUCGCACCUACCUGUGUGCGAUUAACUUCUGUGGUUGCCUCCAUUGUUACCAGGUUCAGCGAUCAGCAGUCAAUCUAGUAGGUGAGAUAGAAAGAGGUAUGACUAAUAUUCUUAUCAGUGAAAUCACAGAUUCCCUAAGCUUGCUCAAUUUGGAAGUGGAACAGUAGCUAUUAUUCAGCAGAACACGUGACAACUCAAGAUCCAUGGCAUAGUACCCUCAGGCCCUCUAAUUUCUCAUUGACGUAAUUUCUUUUUAUAUUUAUAUAUUAUAAUUCAAAUAUGCAGGACAGUUUCAGAUCUUGUUUCUUGUAAGCAUGAUAUUAGCGAGUUUGGUAAGGUUGUGCUACUGGAUGCAUGUUCAUGCCUCUUCAGUGAAUGUUGCAGAAUCGAUCUUCAAUGUUUUCAUUUGAUUACCUAACCUUCAGGGGGACGGCUGUAUCAAUUUCUUUGUAUAAGUUUCCUUUUAAUUUUGGAACAAUGUUUUUUUGUGCAAACAUCACUGACGGUUGUAUCAAUUUCUUUGUAUAAGUCUUCUUUUAAUUGUGGAUCAA